GCCGUGUAGAGGACAAAAAAAGAAUGUCAUUUUUUGUUUAACGAGAGUCCAGAAAAUUACUCAAAUUAAUAGUCAUACAAACAGGUACAGAGUUAGGAGGCAAUUAAUGAUAACUAGUAAAUGUUGAACAAUACAAUGUGUGUAGUACACCCUUUCAAAAAAGAAGAUAACACCUCUUCUUAAAUACCAGUACAUUCAAAUCAACAUGCACAGCACAGAACCACAAAGCUAGCUGAAGUAAAGCCUUGUUCUCCCAUUUUCAGUUCCAGCUAAAGAUGGGAUCAGAAGUUGCAGCAGAAAGGUAUGCAGUGGUGACAGGGGCAAACAAAGGAAUUGGGUUUGAGAUAGUUAAGCAGUUAGCUUCAGCUGGAAUCAAAGUGGUGCUUACUGCAAGAGAUGAGAAAAGGGGUCUUCAAGCUUUGGAAACACUCAAAGCCUCUGGUUUAUCUGAAUUUGUUGUUUUUCAUCAAGUGGAUGUGGCUAAUGCUGCAAGUGUAGUUACUCUUGCUGAGUUUGUCAAAUCCCAAUUUGGCAAACUUGAUAUUCUGGUUAACAAUGCAGGGAUUAGUGGAACUGUAAUCAAUGACAAAGAUUUAGCUACUUUGCUUAUCGCUAACCCUGGAGCAUUAUCAGAAGAGGAAAAGAACAAGGCAGUGACUCAAACAUUUGAGUUAGCUGAAGAAUGCUUACAAAUAAAUUAUUAUGGUACUAAAAUAACUACUGAAUCACUUCUGCCACUCCUAAAAUUAUCUGAUUCACCGAGAAUUGUGAAUGUUUCAUCAAGUUUGGGGAAGUUAGAGAGCAUACUAAAUGAAGAGGCUAAAACCGUCUUGAGUGAUGCGGAUAACCUAACUGAAGAGAAAGUCGAUGAAGUAUUGAAGAAGUUUCUCGAAGAUUUCAAAGUAGGUUCGUUGGAAAGCAAAGGCUGGCCUAAAACUGGUGGUGCUUAUGUCUUAUCUAAAGCUGCUAUUAAUGCUUAUACAAGAAUUGUUGCGAAGAGUUUCCCGACUAUAAGCGUCAAUAGUAUUUGCCCUGGUUAUGUCAUCACAGAUAUAACCAGCAAUACUGGUGUGUUAACAGCUGAAGAAGGUGCUGCAAGUGUUGUGACGCUAGCACUACUUCCCAAUGGGGGUCCGUCUGGCCAAUUCUAUAACCGGACCGAAGUCGCUACCUUCUAAUAAGUACUAGAACUUGUGAUUUAAGGACAAAGUGUGUUACUUUGCUUUUUUAUCAUUGUUAUUAUUAUUGUUGUUGUUUUUGUUGCAUCAUGUUUUAUAGAUAUAAUAACAAGACUUAUUAUAUAUCUAAUGAAUAACACGUGAUAAAUUACUAGCUAAUUCUGUGUAUUCAUCUUGUACUAUUAAUUAAGCGAUGUACCAAGUUGUAUGUCAGAUUAAGAAAGUUGCUUAUCUGCAAAAGUAUAAUUGUAUAUAUUGUGGAAUGAAAUUUCAAA
Molecule: messenger RNA, 1453 nt
Organism: Trifolium pratense (red clover)
Lineage: Eukaryota; Viridiplantae; Streptophyta; Magnoliopsida; Fabales; Fabaceae
Product: (+)-neomenthol dehydrogenase-like
Exons: 5
Coding region: 276-1178 (300 amino acids)
Cellular component (GO): membrane
Molecular function (GO): oxidoreductase activity, acting on the CH-OH group of donors, NAD or NADP as acceptor
Source: RefSeq, a predicted model, not a curated record